ACAUUCUACCGGAUAUCAAAGAUUAAAUCGUAACCGUCUAUACUAGAAGAAAGUCAGAGACCAUCACCUGACUUUGUGACUCCUCUCCUUCUGCUCAUUUUUCUAAUUCCUAUAUUCUAGUUUCUAGAGAGAGAAAACCAACCAACAGCCAACCCAGUCUGUUGCUGCUGAUUGAUUCAUACACUGGGGUGUUUUGUACCCACUGAUGUUACCCAGUAAAGAUCAUCAAAAUUUCAAGCAUAGAGCAAAUGCCAUCACUAAGGAUGAAGAAGAAGUCAAGUGUGUGUUGUGUGAAAGAGAAGAAUUGUCUCCGUGUUUGUCACAAAUCAAGUACAAUAUCCAAAAGGUCUCAUGUCAAGACUUCUCAGUUAGCAGCUGAAGCUGACGCUUUCUGUCAGAACUGCAAGGAAGUAUCGCCGAGCAGUGAAAUAGAUAUCCAAGAAACUGGAAUUGUUGGAGCUACUAACUCUGAGGAGUGGCAAAAUGGUGAAGAUAUCUUCAAGCAGCUAGCCAUCUCGUUCAAUGAUUCUGCAGUGGUUGAGGGAAUGGAUUUGCCCCCAGUCUCAUCCUCCACAAACUUCGGGACAAUAUUCUCACCCACCUUCUGUUAUGUUCGGGAUCUGCCAAACUCUUACACUAAUGCAGGACUCAAUAUUCAUCCAGAUCCAUUUCAUUUCAACAUGGCAGCUGAAAGUGAUGGUAAUAGUGGAAGUUCAUCUGACUAUCAAACUUGCACCAUAUCAGAUUUCUACAUUUCAGACAUGGUUCUUGCAGGUUCUAUGUUUGAUGGCACUUUUAUAUGUGAUGAUAUUGCUGAGAAACUCAGAAUACCUGCACAUGAUGCUGCAGAGUCAAACAUCUUCUUUGAUGGUACUGAACGACACAUGACUUUGCCCUUCCUUGACGAAUCUUUGGAAUUGAGCGAAAUAAUUCAUUCGCGACCAUCUGAAGAAGCAAGGGUGGAUUCUGAUAAUUCAAGCUUCUUGUUAGCUAUUCAUCAGAUACGUCCUGGUGAACAAGAAGCAGAUCGUCCAUCUUGUGAUGAAUCAGAUGAGGCACAAUAUUUUGAUCCACACUCAUUCAUUAGAAACUUGCCUGACCUAUCAGAAAUCAUACCCAGUAAUCGACCAACUAUUUUGCCAAAGGAAUCACGAGAAAGGAAGCCCAUUACUUUGGUACUUGAUUUAGACGAAACCCUUGUCCAUAGUACAUUGGAACAUUGUGAGGAUGCAGAUUUUACCUUUACAGUUUUCUUCAGUAUGAAAGAGCAUACUGUAUAUGUUAAAGAAAGGCCUCACCUCCGGACUUUCAUGAAGAAAGUUGCAGAGAUGUUUGAAAUUGUUGUAUUUACUGCUAGUCAAAGCAUUUAUGCAGAACAACUUUUAGACAUACUGGAUCCUGAUGGGAAGCAUAUCUCUGGUCGAGCUUACCGGGAAUCAUGUAUUUUUUCUGAUGGCAGUUAUACGAAAGACUUGACAGUGUUAGGUCUUGAUCUUGCUAAGGUUCUGAUAGUAGAUAACUCCCCUCAGGUGUUCAGGUUACAAGUCAAUAAUGGGAUUCCAAUAAAGAGCUGGUUUGAUGACCCAUCAGAUAAUGAGCUAAUGUCAUUGAUUCCAUUCCUGGAGACCUUAGCUAAUGUUGAUGAUGUGCGCCCUCUUAUUGCAAAGAGAUUCGGUAACAAGGAAUAAAAAGCCCCUUGUUCUCUCUUCUUAUCUAGACUUCACCUCUGAUUAACUCUCUCAUCACCCCCAUUUUUGCAAAAGCAAGCAACCAGUCAAAUGCUCCAUUCUCAUUAAUCUUUCUUGCUAUAAUUUACGUAAGAUAAUUAGAUUCUCUGCUUGAGGUAGGUUUUCUGUCUGUCUUGUUUCUCUUCUUCUCCUGGCUAACAACUCGAGUGUUAUAUGAUUGUUUUCCAAGGUAGUUCGAGGAACAUCUUUAAUUAUUUUUCUUGUACAGAUAAAGAUGCUAUUAUUUUGCUUGAAUUUGUAUAUAUGAUUUGGCAGUAUUCUCAGCAUUUUCUAAACCAUUAGAAAUUAAUGAUAGACAUGCUUAAAGAAGAGUUUGUUUUGUGUUUUUUUGGUUAAGGUUGGAAAUUGGAAUAUAGCAACAAAUAUGCAUAUUGUUUUAAUUCAACAGAAUUGUUAUGCAAUAGUGAUUAUUUACAGAGAUUGCAAUAAAAAAAAUAUUGUAGUAGAGUUUGCUAGGUAUAAAGUUGAAAGGUGCUUCCUUCCACUUAGCUUCACUAUGCAUGGGGUUUUCUUAUUCCCAAUACAUCCCCAUCCUCCUUGUCCACCCAAAAAAGGGAAGUUAAAGGAAAAACAGAACGGAAAUAGAGAGAGUGAAUUGAAGGCAAGAAAAGAGAAGAACAUGUUGAAAGCACAAAAAUGAAGGGAAGAUAAUCAAAUAAUGGUGAUGCAUUGGGUGCAAGGUCAACAGAAGUAAAAAGUAUAUAACAUGCAGCUCCCUGCACCACAAAAAAGGAGAAAAGAAAAGAAAAGAAAAAAAAAGUGAUGAGAAGAAAAGGAAAGAAAAAGAAAGAAAAACGGAGUGGGAAAAUUCAAAAAGAGUUGGGGGAAUAACAUUUUGAUUGUAGUGAUGUGCCUGUAAAUUUUCUGUUUUCAAGUUCCCUUUUACUCUGAUUAUUUAUGAGUAAACAUUUCUUUUGUGAGAUUCUUCCUUAAUUACCCUCCUCCCUAGGAAGAGGGGGGGGGGGUGGUGGAAAACGAUGAAUUGUUAGAAGCCUCUUUUAUCAUUUUGUAACUGUGAGUGAAGUUGUUGAAUGUCUACCUCUUAAGUAAUUAGUCGUUACAUUUAGAUGAAUUGUAUCUACACGGAUAUCAACCAACCUGCAAGUAAAUGGCAUGUGGAGAUGAGGAUGAACCUAUGACUGAAAAUACAGAUUUUUACAUAACACUGUAAGAGCAUCCAUUAGAAUGUUUCCUUGAAUUAAAUAUUAGCACGCCUGGAAAGUAGAAGACAUUCUAAGAAAUCAUGAAUUAACGAAAUAAAACCUUUAUGAAUCUUUGAUUUGAUAAGCACUUCGUAGAACAAUAAGUGCACACAUAACUUUGUCUCUAGAAGUAGCUUCCUGUCAGAAUCGUGCAUCAUUGAAAGAUGAAGCAUGAUCUUGAGAGAAUUUUUAUGUUCCAUAAUUCGAAGUACAUGGCUUAGAUUGACUGGUUUAUGGUAAAGUAUUACCAGAGUAGGAUUAGACUCGUGUCAUCAAGUUUUCUGACUUCCUCUCUAGCUUGAUUGCAAAAGUAGGAAGUCUUCUUAAGUAGUAGAUUUCUACGCCUUAAAAGGAGGCCAGAGUCAUGUUUAUUUAACUUAUUUACAGAAGUUGUGAGGAUGGUAAUUCUUCUCCGGUCAGGCCAUGAUAUCUUAGCAAGGAUCACCUUAUGCUUUCAACCUGUGGUUUUUCUAGAGGUGGUUCUCAGAGGCCUAAGGUGUGGCAGCCGUUUAUAGCACUCCAUUUCCUUUAGAUAGUCAACAGGUGACUCUUAUUUAUAGAACUUGGUCCCUCGUGGAGAUUGAAGAUGUGCUCCUGUAUGAUUGUGCUUCUAAUAUUGCUCAAAUUUACAUGUCUAAGGCCUUAAAUGCAGUGUUUGAGCCAAGUCUUUCAGAUCUGUUGUCCUUAAUUGUGUGCUAAGAAACAUGUGUUGGUAUGUGAAGCCUCAAUCCUUGCUAGAGUAAUUAAUAAUUUUUUUCAGAGAAAAUGUGGGGGUACCACUUGAAAAUGAACGGGGACAAUGAUGUAUGGUUGAUGCCUUUUCCUAAGAGCUUUGUCAGUACCGCUUUCCAGGUUGUACAAGAACUUAAGAAGUUUAACCUGUGGGCCCUGUGGUACAGAAUGUCUCUGGGAUUGUAGAGAAAAACAAGUUGUACCAGUUACUGAUGUUCUGUACAUAUACAGAUAUUGCAAGUCCUUUUGUGUUGUAUACAUGGUUUUUGGUCUUUUUCCUCCGGAAUGCUGACUUCAUGCUUCCCCUAUGUGUGUAUCCUGUAUUGUCUUUCUUAUAUAUAGGAUCUAUCUUUCCAGGGCCAAUUGGCCUGUGCAGUUAUAGCCUAUAUUACUAAGACUAGGGUACUCGUGUCGGACACGGGUACAUGUCCAAAUGUACGACUCACAUGUUUGUUAAAAAACAUCCAUGAUUAGGCCCAAAACAAAGUAAAUAUCCAUAUGCAUGUUGGACUGUUGAGGAUUCAACAUGAGUACUUGAGGUGAGAUGAAGAAUUAUAGUGGCAUAGGUUCUAGGUAUAUUGACGAACUAGUAAGUUUACAAGUUUAGCCUUUCUAAGAAAAUUAGGGCCGGAGAUAAAACUGAACUUGAUUAACAUCAUGCCAUUUUACAAGUUGAAGAUCCUGAGAGUAAAUUGGUUAGCCCUUGUGCUUAUCGAUCUUUCUGUGCUUGCUUGCCUGGCUUUAGAAAAAUGGAUAUAUGGUCUCUAUAAAACCUAAUUCUACUUAUCAAUUCCAGAACUGCUUGCAUCUGCGUCACUUUUGUCAGUUUUCAUCCUUUUUGUUCUUGCAAUUAAGCCUAUUUAUCUUCCUUGAGAAAAUACUUUGAAUGUUCUGGCUGUGAUGAUUAGGUUCAGUGAAGUAAAAGUUGGCCUGUCCAUGAAAGCUUGAUGGUUGAAGUUGUAGUCUCUGUCUAUGCAUAAAGCCAUGAAGAUAUAUAAUAUAUUACUUCAGGGGUUCUGAAGGAGAGGAAGGUCUGUAAGAGAAAAUUUAAGUAUGUUUCCGGAGAUUAGCUACAUGUUUUGAUUUAUUCUGUUAGGAUUAAGCUUUGGCAUGGCAUGUUAUGUGGUUCUUCUCAUAUUGAGUAUACAGCAACACCGAGCCAGGCUUGGCAUGGGUUAGUUUCUGCUGAGUCGUAAUUAAUUUGUCAGUCACGUAUACUCUACAAUGUCACUUCUCAAGUGAAGAGUUUCUGACCUCUGAGGUGGGAUAUGGGAGAUUACUUGUAAACACCUGCAGACUGAUCAAACUGAACUUGGUAUUUAUAUAUUACCACAUAAUAAAGUUCUGGUGAGGCGGUGACAUCAAGGUACAGUUUUGUUACUUUAGGCCUCUGGUGGCACAAAUGUUGUAUCACAGUUCCCAGAUUCCUUACUUUCCCGAGCUCUCUAUAACUGUAUUCGCUUAAUUAAGAACCUGGUGGUAGAGAGGCAAUGGUGCUCUUCCUCAAUUUUGCUUAAUGUGAGAGAGCAUCUCGUAAAGGACAAUUAUGAGUUUUUUUUUUUCUGUUGAAGAAGCUUUAAAGUUCCAGGAAACAACUGUAAUCUCUGUUUAUUGCAGUCCAUUCGCAGAAGAGGUAGAGUACACGGAUGAUGUGAAUAUUACUAGAUUGUAUGAGCUUUUCUUGGGUGAUUUAUAUGUAUAGUUAUAAGUCCAUGCUUCUAAUCAAACUGCUCUUACUUAGGUUGUCAUAUAGUUAUGAAGAGACUGACAUCUUUGCUGGUCUUCUUUUCUUGCUGAAGAUUCACGAGACAGACCUAUUCUUAGUAUCAGAAGUCAGUUGAUGUUCUCUGUAAUACGCAAAUAUUAUAAUUUGUAUACAGUUUACUAGAUUGCAUGCCUUAUUGCAGGUAAUAUAAAGAUCUUAAUGGACUGGCUGCUUAUGCAGAUAGUAAUAGGUACGCCAAGUUCAUUUCCCGUUAUUCUGCUAACUGGUAAUAAUGCUGAUGCCUCUUAGCAUUUUGUUUCAUUUCCCUACUCGUCCAGUUUGCUUUACUUUUGUUGUAACCUUGCACUGUAAGCAGCAAGUGCCAUAUUCCAGUGAGAGGACCCCGAGGCGCAUUUUCUUUUCUCAAUCUUUUUUCAUUCUUGCAAUUCCCAUUUUGUGGCUAAAUUGUCUGUGGCCACUGUAACAUAACAACUAGUAAUUUUCAUUUAUUGGGUGAUUUUUGAUUAGUA
Molecule: messenger RNA, 5917 nt
Organism: Beta vulgaris subsp. vulgaris (sugar beet)
Lineage: Eukaryota; Viridiplantae; Streptophyta; Magnoliopsida; Caryophyllales; Amaranthaceae
Exons: 7
Coding region: 249-1688 (479 amino acids)
Molecular function (GO): phosphoprotein phosphatase activity
Source: RefSeq, a predicted model, not a curated record